Ambispora gerdemannii is the source of this 975-nucleotide messenger RNA. The record is from the annotation of a GenBank genome assembly. NCBI's taxonomy places the organism in Eukaryota, Fungi, Glomeromycota, Glomeromycetes, Archaeosporales, Ambisporaceae.
AUGGCUUCUUCAUCGAUUCCUCAUCGUAAUCUCGGUAAAACGGGUGUUAAAAUUCCUGCUAUCGGUUUGGGAUGUAUGGGAAUGAGUGAAUUUUACGGCGCAACGGAUGACGCGCAAAGUUUGCAAGUACUGAAACGCGCCAUUGAAUUAGGUGCUUAUCAUUUCGAUACGGCUGAUAUGUACGGAAGUGGCCAUAAUGAGGAACUUGUAAGUAAAAUCCUCAAAGAUCAUCGAAAAGACGUAUUCAUUGCCACGAAAUUUGAAUUUCUAGGCGUAAAUGGAACUCCAGAAUACGUACGCGAAGCAUGCGAUAAGAGUUUGAAACGAUUAGGAAUAGAUCAAAUCGAUCUUUAUUAUCAACAUCGUGUGGAUCAAAACGUGCCAAUUGAAGAAACAGUCGCAGCAAUGGCAGAACUUGUUAAAGAAGGAAAGGUUAAAUAUCUUGGGUUAUCAGAGUGCAGUGCCAAGAAUUUACGUCGUGCUUAUAAAGUUCAUCCGAUAGCCGCGUUACAGAUAGAAUAUAGUCCAUGGAGUCUCGAUAUUGAACAAAACGGAAUUCUAGAGGCUUGUCGUGAACUUGGUGUCACUGUUGUGGCAUAUAGUCCUUUGGGACAUGGUUUCUUGACGGGACAAUACAAAUCUAUCGAUGAUUUCGAUGACAAGGAUUCUCGAAAAUACUCCCCACGAUUUCAAGGCGAAAAUUUUGCAAAAAAUCUAGAAAUUGUGCAUCGAUUUGAUGUGUUGGCUGAGAAAAAAGGUGUCAGUGCAAGUGAAUUAUGUCUUGCAUGGGUAUUGGCUCAGGGUGAAGAUUUCUUAGUUAUUCCCGGAACAAAGAAAUUAAAGUACCUGGAGCAAAAUAUCGCAGCGGCUAAAAUACACUUGACUCCUGAGGAAGUCGCAGAAAUUCGUAGCGUUGUUGAUUCUAUCGAGGUUUGGGGGGAACGGUAUGCUGACAUGAAGACUAUUGACGCCUAG